This is a messenger RNA of Marasmius oreades (fairy-ring Marasmius), 1864 nucleotides long. RefSeq lists its product as uncharacterized. The record is from RefSeq and is a predicted model, not a curated record. Lineage: Eukaryota; Fungi; Basidiomycota; Agaricomycetes; Agaricales; Marasmiaceae. The coding region runs from base 131 to 1702 and encodes 523 amino acids. The transcript is spliced from 5 exons.
UUUGCUUCGUUUCCGCCUUGUCUGAUUCGCAGUGGUAUGGUCCACGGGUUCGUUCCUCUCCGUUAUUUCGUCUUCUGUAGUCUCGAAUGCUCACUUAUUCGUUUAUAUCUCGCUUAACAGUGACCGUUUAAUGCAAUACGGCCAUUUGACUCAGGGUUUGGGUGAUCGAAGAGAUUCGACGUUGGACAGCAACGGUUCAACUCCCUAUCAGCCUCACCAAAUCCUAAACCAACUCAACGCUCAUCUUUCAACGACUUCAUUUACCGGGCGUCCCCCUGAGUAUCGCCUUUCACCUGGCCUUACGCCUUCACCUAUACACCAACAACAACAACAGGCUCAACAGAAUGGUAUCAAUGGCCAUCAGCAACCGUCCUCUUCUUCCCAUUACAGUCUCAAUACCAACCAUCAACCGACAUCCUCUUCCCCAGGCCUAAAGAGGAAGCCAGUUGACAAUAAUAACAAUCUACCUCAAGCGCAUCCCAAGCGGAGGAGGGAGCCUGUAGACGACGAUUCGUUUGAUCUGGAAGGCGGUGGACAGGGAGCGAAGCAUUGGACGGAUGAGGAAAAGACCAAGUUGUUUAAUUGGUUGAUGGGCGUUGGGCAAGACGAGCAUUGGCAAGCUUUGCGUUCUGCCAAAAACUCGUGUCUUCGAGAGUGCGCAACCGAAGUGUUUGGCGGGAAAAAGUCAUACCAGGCAUUGAAAGGUUGUUUUGAACGCAACUUCAACCUCUUCAAGCAAAUAUACGCCUUUGAAACCUUCCAUAUACAACAACAGGCAGUCAACAUUCUUUCAUGGGCUGAUGCUGAUCGUUUGAAAGAGUACGAAAGACGGCUUCAAGUUGCGAGGCGUGGAGGUUGUGAUGUUGGAAACAUCACAGCCAGGACUAUCGAUCAUUGGCACAGGAUAGGUUGGUAUAGCGUGUUUCAUCACCGGUGGCAUGGAGACCCUCAAACGACCAGGCCGACGAACCAUAAUGGUCGGGGACCACAUCCAAAUGGUGAUGAUGUGGACGCGGACGACGGUCAUGAAGUAAAUGUUGAUUUCGAUGCCUUAACUUCAACCUCCCCUCGACUACCUGGCCACACUCUAUCUUCACCAUCCAAUCACACUGACGGAUUGUCCACGUCCCAGGAUCGGUCACAUUCACUGACAUCUUUUGUAAAUCCUCAGUCUCUCUCACACUCACCAACGGUUACAAGUACCAACGGUGUCUCCCACCACCACCCGCAUCCGGCACAUUCAUCGUCCAUUGCUUCCUCAUCUACGAUCUCCAACCAUCAAUCUCGAACAUCCGUUCCCGUCUCCACUCCCAUCUCGACGAUCUCCACACCCCAAAUAUCACCCUCGACCUCUUCUACCGUCGCUACCUCAGCCUCCGACAAUACACCAGUGACCAUAACGCUCACUCAAGGGAUGCUCGAAACUUAUCUAAACUUUCUCCGGGUUCAGACGCAGACGGGUAAGAUGAAGCUCGAAUACAUGCGACGGCGGGAAGAACGGGAAGAGUCGGAGAGUAAUCAGCGGAGAGAGGUGGAACGUUUGAAGGCCGAGAGAGAGGCUCAGCAGUUUGAACACAAUAAACAGUCCGCGAUGACCAAGCAAAAAACCGAUAAGGCUAUCGAGCUGUUGAGGGACCCACAUGUGGACUCCAGCGUUAAACAUUCUGCAGGGGAAUACCUCAAGAAACUGUUUGAAACAUGAUACAUGUCUGGUGCAUCUUUGGUUUUCUUUGCAUUAAUUGAACUUUCUUAGGCCCCUUCUCAUCCAUGUAUAUCAUCAUCGUCUGCAUUGUUGUUGCUUUAGGAUUAUUAGAAGGAUUUGUACUUAAUAAGUUAAAUCUAAUCGGCUUGCUUUGUUUGACGG